This is a messenger RNA of Rhea pennata, 1346 nucleotides long. RefSeq names its product leukocyte antigen CD37-like. NCBI's taxonomy places the organism in Eukaryota, Metazoa, Chordata, Aves, Rheiformes, Rheidae. The record is from RefSeq and is a predicted model, not a curated record. Gene Ontology annotation, cellular component: plasma membrane. The transcript is spliced from 8 exons. The coding region runs from base 28 to 1209 and encodes 393 amino acids.
UGACCCGGCUCCCGCCGCGGCGCAGCCAUGAGCCCCAAGGGCUGCCUGAGAGCCACCAAGACCUUCCUCUUCCUCUUCAACCUCUUCUUCUUCGUGCUGGGCGGCCUCCUCCUGGCUUUUGGGCUCUGGAUCCUCUUCGAUCGGCAGAGCUUCGCCACGGCGCUGGGCUCGGCGCUCUUCAGCCUCCACGCCUGGUCGUUCGUCUUCUGCGGCGUCGGCACCGGCACCAUGGCGCUCGGCUUCCUUGGCUGCCUCGGCGCCCUCAAGGAGAUCAAGUGCCUGCUGGGACUGUACUUCGGGUCGCUGCUGCUGCUCCUGACUGCCCAGAUCACGCUCGGGGUCAUCGUGUACACGCAGCGCGUCUCCCUGGGCGCGCGGGCGGCGGAGCUGGCGCUGGAGCUGAUCCGCGGGUACCCGGCGCGGGAGCCGCCCGGGGGGGGGCACCAGAGCUGGGACGCGCUGCAGCACCAGGUGGGGGCCGGCGCCGCCCCGGACCGCCCUGAGCCCCCCCGACCGCCCCGAACCGCCCCAAACCCGCCCGAACCGCCCCGAACCUGCCCCAACUCCGCCCCGACCACCCCGAACCGCCCUGAACCCGCCCAAACCAUCCCAAAGCAGCCUAAACCCACCCCAACCCCCCUGAGCUGCCCCAAACCCACCCUGAGCUGGCCCCAAACCAUCCUGAAAUGCCCCAAAUUGGCCCACCCCCCCCAAACUGGUCUGAACCAGCCCCGAACUGCUGCAAACCCACCCAACGGGCCUGAACCGGCCCAAACCGGCCGGACACCCGCCCCGGCCGCGCCCCGGCGCCCGUGCCGAGGGCCCCGCUCCUGCCCCGCCGCCGCCCCACUGCUGCCCCCCGCCGCCCCCCAGCUGCGCUGCUGCGGCUGGGCCGGGCCCCAGGACUGGGCCCAGCGCCCGGCGCCGCGGCCCGACGCCUCGGCCGCCAUCGCCUGCUCCUGCCUCAACGCCUCGGCGCCCGCCCGGCCCCCCGGCGCCCUGCCCCACGGCCUCUGCGCCGCCACCCCCGGGGACGUGUACCCCAGCGGCUGCGCCGAGGGCGCCCAGGCCUGGCUGCGCGAGAACCUCAUCGCGGUGGUGGGCGCCUGCCUGGGCGUCGCCCUGGCGGAGCUCUGCCUCAUGAUGCUCUCGAUGUUCCUCUUCCGCAACCUGGACCCCGAGGACGAGAAGCUGCUGCGGUACCGCUAGGGCCGGCCGGGGGGGCCCGGCCCGGCUCCCCCCCCCGCGGCGUCGCUUCCCCUUCCCCCCCCCCUUUUUGCCCCAAUUUGUAAUAAAAGCGUUGAGCCCCCCCGCCCCGGGCGGUGCGUGCGGGGGGGCCGGAGCGG